AUGGCAGAGAAGAACUUCAGCUCAGUGACUGAAUUCCUCCUUAUCACUUUCACUGACUGUCCUGAAUGGUCACUCCCUCUCUUCCUCCUCUUUCUAUUUAUCUAUCUCAUCACUUUGUCAGGGAACUUGGGCAUGAUUAUCCUGAUUCGCAUGGAUCACUGGCUCCACACCCCAAUGUACUUCCUUCUGAGUCAACUCUCUUUCAUGGACAUCUGCUACUCGUCUGUCACUGUGCCUCAGAUGAUGGCCAUUUUGUUGGAGCAUGGGGCAGUUUUAUCCUACACACGCUGUGCUGCUCAAUUCUUCCUCUUCACCUUCUUUGGCUCCAUUGACUGCUACCUCCUGGCAAUCAUGGCCUAUGACCGCUACGUGGCCGUGUGCCAACCUCUGCUUUAUGUCACCAUCAUGACACAGAAGACCCUUUUGAGUUUCGUGGCUGGGGCUUACAUUGCUGGUCUUUUCAGUGCCUUGGUGCGGACAGUCUCAGCUUUCACUCUCUCCUUCUGUGGAACCAAUGAGAUUGACUUCAUUUUUUGUGACCUCCCUCCUCUUUUAAAGCUGACUUGUGGGGACAGCUACACCCAGGAAGUGGUAAUUAUUGUGUUCACCAUUUUUGUCAUCCCUGCCUGCAUGGUGGUGAUCUUGGUGUCCUAUCUGUUUAUUAUCAUGACCAUUAUGAGGAUCUCCUCAGCUGGAGGCAGGGCCAAGACCUUUUCUACGUGUGCCUCCCACCUCACCACUGUGUCACUCUUCUUUGGCACCCUCAUCUUCAUGUAUCUGAGAGAUAACUCAGGCCAGUCCUCACAGGAGGAUCGGGUGGUGUCUGUGUUCUACACAACAGUGAUCCCCAUGUUGAACCCCCUCAUCUACAGCCUGAGGAACAGGGAAGUGAAGGAGGCCCUGAGGAAAAUUCUCAACAAAGCCAAGUUGUCCUAA
Molecule: messenger RNA, 936 nt
Organism: Ceratotherium simum simum (southern white rhinoceros)
Lineage: Eukaryota; Metazoa; Chordata; Mammalia; Perissodactyla; Rhinocerotidae
Product: olfactory receptor 9Q1-like
Biological process (GO): G protein-coupled receptor signaling pathway
Cellular component (GO): membrane
Molecular function (GO): olfactory receptor activity; G protein-coupled receptor activity
Source: RefSeq, a predicted model, not a curated record